Molecule: messenger RNA, 2838 nt
Organism: Annulohypoxylon truncatum
Lineage: Eukaryota; Fungi; Ascomycota; Sordariomycetes; Xylariales; Hypoxylaceae
Product: P-loop containing nucleoside triphosphate hydrolase protein
Exons: 7
Coding region: 1-2838 (945 amino acids)
Cellular component (GO): cytoplasm; membrane; microtubule
Molecular function (GO): GTP binding; GTPase activity; microtubule binding
Source: RefSeq, a predicted model, not a curated record
AUGACUCGUCUUGGUAGCAAGGUAGUCAAAUAUGAGCGUCUUGGCUCACCGGCGGCAAGCUUGAUAUCAGACAAUACCAUGCCGCCGCCAUCUCCUAGCCCGCUAAAGCGGAAAACGCCUCCAACUGAAUAUCUACCUGAUAAUCAGUCUGUAGCCAGAUCAUUCAUUAGGUCUCAUGCUCCUAGCGCUGAGACGUGGCAACGACGCGACGACGACGUGGAACCUAUUUUUAUGGAAAUGAGACGCCUGCCUGAUAGUUUCAAACAAGGGUCUCCGGUUUCCCAGACUGCCGACGCCAGUUUUGCCCAUCAGAGCUUCGCUCACCCAACGUUCACCGACAUUGGCCUAAAGCAGAAGGCCUGCAAUGACACGCUUGGUGAUCUUCAGACGCUGGGAGUAUCUCAUGUGGCCGCUCUGCCCGAGCUGGUCCUCGUUGGCGACCAGUCUGCUGGAAAAUCCAGCUUGAUGUCUGGUCUAGCACGGGUUAACCUCCCGCGGAGCGCCGGCGUCUGUACGCGCUGCCCGCUUCACAUUCGUCUGAUCAGUAGCAAGGUUGACCACUGGUCAUGCAGCGUAUCUCUUCAGCGAGACUAUGACUUCCGGCCUCUCCCGGAUCGGAAGCCUAAGACUUCGGACGUUACCGCGGCGAACCCCUUUCCCCCCUGGGUUAAGAUGACCCAUCGGGACACCAAGCCGUUCAAGACCAUUUUCGAUCCAUCUGAAAUUGAAGAAGUUCUUCGAUGGGCUCAAGUCGCCAUAUUGAACCACAACCGGAACUUCGAACUCUUUAUCCCUGGCGAAGGUGCCAUGGCCAAACAAGAAUCCCUUGACACGGCCGCUCGUGAAACAGAUGCCCAGUUCUCUCCCAAUAUAGUCGCAUUGGAGAUUAAGGGCCCUGGCCUUCCCGAUCUAAGCUUUUAUGACCUACCCGGUGUAUUCCAGUCACCAGAAAAGGAAGAGGAUGAGUACGUAGUGAAGGUAGUCGAGAAGCUAACCCUCGAGUAUAUCAAAAGGGAGAAAGCGAUCAUCAUGUGGGCUCUUCCUAUGAACGUCGACUUGGAGAAUUCCACCUGCUUGGGUAUCAUUCGCAAGGCCAAAGCAGCACCCCGAACAAUCGGUGUCAUGACCAAAGCAGACCAACUCCCUCCUCAGAACAUUCCUAAUUGGUUAGCUAUGUUCCGAGGAGAAAAACAGUUGGUUGGACAGGGCUUCUUCGCUACGUCGCGACCGCCAAGCCAACCUCUCGAAGAUGCUGCAAAAUGGGAAGAACUCUUUUUCAACCGGCAAGUGGAUGGUAAUAGCCCAUGGCCGAUCGAAUUUGCUGAUUUUGCCGGUCGUUGCGGUGUUGAGGUGCUGCUAAACUUCCUGUCCGGAAAACUCACAGAGGCUUUUGCCAGAAGCCUACCCUCCAUCAAGGAGACGGUGCAUAGGCGUAUCAUCACCAUCAAAGAAGAACUGGAUGCUCUCCCUGAACUUCCUGCGAAUGUAGAACACGAAGUCAAGAGGAGUCUGUUCAAAUUCCUAGAGCAAGUAAAAACUGCUAUAAGGAACACCGGAUUCUCUUCCGAAUGGAAUACCUUGAAUAGCCAAUUCCAGACUUGCGUGUUCAGAAUGAAGCCGACUUGUAAGGUCAAGGACUCGGAACUUCAAACUAUCGACAUUUCUGGUGGUGAUUCAGAAGUUGCAACGCCCAGUCCUUCAAAGAGGCCACGCCCCAGCGACUCAACUAUGCGGAAUGUUUCUACACCAACCAGGAGGCCGCGCCAGGACAGCGUCGCUACCCCAGUGAAGCAUGAGGAGUUCGCAACAAGCAGCCUAUCCCGUGCCUCAUCUGUCAUGGGCGCGCCGGAAUCGCGGCAGAGCCCAUUCGUCAAGUAUUUCAACCGCGGCCGGUGCGCGAUGGACAUCAAAGAUAUACGUAACAGGAUACUGAGAACCAAGCGACCUGGCAUGCCACGAGACUUAGUCCCAGACGAGGUUCGCGAGACUUUGUGCCUAGACGCCGUCAAGAAGUGGGAGGAGCCACUAGACACUUACAUUCUCAAGACGGCAGAGCUCUUAGAGAAGACUGCUAACGCCGCUCUCGAGGAGUCUCUCGGUGUGUUACGCCGUCGUCUGAUUUUUAAGGACUGCCAGGACCACCUGAGACAAUUUAUCGAAGAGGCAGUCGCUUCACAGAGAGCGCGUCUCUCAGACAUGUUCAACUCUGAGACAUACCAGCUCUAUAUGAUGAACGACGAUGCCUUUCACCGUUAUAAAGCGCAGGAGAUGAGCCAGCUUCUACGCGUGCGGGGAAUAAUCCGUUUGAAGUCUUUUAGUAUGAUCGAUUGGGAUUAUACUGCUAAGAGGCUGGAAGAUAUGUCGGAGGAAGACAAGAUCAAAGAACGCAAAAUGCUCGACGCCAACCUUCCCAAGCUUGGAAAAGACCCGUAUGACACCGAAAUCGAGGUGGCGGGGUUUGUCCGUGGUUACUACAUGAUGGCCGCGGCAAGAUUCGUAGAAGGAGUAACGAUGAACGUCAAUUCAAACCUCUUGCGUACGUUUAGAGAACAACAGCUAGACAUGGCUCUGGAUGAGAAGUUUCAUAUCUACAGUCACUCUGAUCCGAGUCAGUACAAUAGGUUGAUGGAAGAGGAUGACAGAACGGCGAAGAGGAGGCUACGACUCAAGGGAGAGAUGGACAAGCUGUUGAGGGCCAUGCAGAGUAUCAACGAGCUAGGGAGCUUUUCCGGCGAUGCUAUUGACGCGCACAGUUCUAGCGGUGUCCACGGUACAAGCGCCGACCACCUCCACGGCACCGUCGAGUCUGACUGCGAAAUGGACGAUGCCGUAUUGUGA